AUGCUUCACCUGGUUUUUGAAACAGAUCAUGCAGUAACUAUCAAGUCGCUACCUUCUUUAGAACACUAUCACAUUGUGCAUAUCAAUUAUGCAGGAAUGGGAGGCUGGAAGUUAGAGACGGGACGGUUUGCGCUUAUGGUAGCAUUUCCAGUGGUUGCUUUUUGGAUCUUUAAUCAGCCGUCCAUCUUCAAAGUUUUCAUGAAGGGAUACAAGGUUCCUGACAGUAGUGAGGGAGACGCGGCCGUGGCUAAGUGGAAAGAACAAUUGUUGGCUCAAAAGAGAAAAGAGGAGUAUGAACACUUUUUGCGGGAGCAGAUGGCAUUUGAGGAGGCUCGUCGUCGUCGAGAUCAGCAAGCCGUCUAAUGUUGUUUGCGAACUUAUUGCCUUAUUAGGUUGUAAAUAUCAAUAGUCAAGAAUGAACACUGUAUGCUAUACCUCAUUUGUUGUUGCUCAUUCAAAGUCUAAAAAGAAAUGAAUUUGAUUCACA
Molecule: messenger RNA, 487 nt
Organism: Cylicocyclus nassatus
Lineage: Eukaryota; Metazoa; Nematoda; Chromadorea; Rhabditida; Strongylidae
Source: the annotation of a GenBank genome assembly